Messenger RNA from Acipenser ruthenus (sterlet), 2121 nucleotides. It is a transcript of the gene ndufaf4, whose product is annotated as NADH:ubiquinone oxidoreductase complex assembly factor 4. The record is from RefSeq and is a predicted model, not a curated record. Gene Ontology annotation, cellular component: mitochondrion. The transcript has 3 exons. Bases 80 to 622 code for a protein of 180 amino acids. NCBI's taxonomy places the organism in Eukaryota, Metazoa, Chordata, Actinopteri, Acipenseriformes, Acipenseridae. Gene Ontology annotation, biological process: mitochondrial respiratory chain complex I assembly.
UGUAGCUUCCCGUAGAAAAAGCUGUGUUGUCCGACUAGAAUAUUUCCACGAGUGUUGAGUAAUGGACAUGUUGUGAAACAUGGGGGCCCGUGUUUCACGCGUGUUUAGAAAUUUUAACUUGGAAAACCGUGUUCAUAGAGAAAUCGGUAAACCUAAACCAUCAGCAGCCCCUCGACACCCCUCAACCAAGGACUUCGUUGACAAAAUGUCAAAACAUCCAGAAAUUAAUGAAACUAUUCAUCAGAAAGAUGAACCACUUGCGAUAUUACUAAGGACGGUUUAUGUAAACUCAGUAGGCCCACUUCAACAGGACUUGAAGCAAAAGGACGUACCAGCUCUGAUGGAAGAAGAGCGCAGGCUUCCAAAAUCUAGCUUGCAGGGUAACCCUUUUGGCUUUUCGGACGUUCAGAAUGUCCCAAAAGGCAAACUUUCUAUCGUUGAGGCUCUGACAGUCCUCAACAAUCACAAACGCUCCCCCAAAACAUGGACUGCUGAAAAACUAGCCCAGGAGUACUGCUUAGACCUGCAGCACACCAAGGCACUUUUAGAAUUCUUCAUCCCCUUUGAAGUUAAAAUCAUACCACCUAAAUCAGAGGACAAGAAAAGAAUAAAGGCCACAUAGCACUGCCUGGCUUUUUCCACUAUCAAGGAUGGAAGAAAAUACUGUAGUACUGAAUUCAUUUUUUUAUGAAUGCUGUGAUCUCUUUGUUUUAUUUUGCAUUUGGACCUGUGCACAAAGCAUAUCUGUCUCAUCUUGUAAGUUUUAUAGCUAAUGAAAUGAUUUCAUAAAUAUUACAUGUAAUGCAGUUUUUGCUUUGAUUUCAGAAGUGAAGUUUUGAAAGUUAACAAAUGUAUUCUAGUUUUAAAAAUACAUUUGUGUUUAAAAAUAGACAUACAGGUAGUGGACAAAAAUGGAAACACCAAUGUAAAGUCACUUAAUAGGGCGUUGGACCACUAUGGUAUCCCGCUCUGUGGAGUUCUCGGCGGACCGUUUUUGAUGAAACUGGCUGCUCGCGCCCCAGGUUGAAAUUUGCAGUCAAUUGAUCUGCAGUUGCUCGCCUGUUUUGCCUUGCACUUCAAAUUAAUGCACGGAUAUCACGAUCCUGGAGUAUGUGCUUCCGCCCACUGUUGCCCUUUGCUGAUGAUGUCUUUCCCUUGGAGUUCCAUGCCAACAUCACCUUAGACACCAUUGCUCGUGAAACAUCAGCAAGUUGAGCUGUCUUGGUCACUGAAACUCCUGCCAAAUGCGCCCCAACAAUCACCCCUCUUUCAAAGUCACUGAGGUCUCCUCUUGCAGCCAUGCUAGCCAUAAUUAUAGGGAACCAGGCCUGUCCAGCAUUUUUAUACGUGACCCUAAGCAUGCUGGGAUGUUAUUUGCUUAAUUAACACAUGAGCCACACCUGUGUGGAAGCCCUUGCUUUCAAUAUACUUGGUGUCCCUCAUUUAUCCAGGUGUUUCCAUUUUUUUGUCCACUACCUGUAUGUUCACAAUAGAAUGGGCUUCUUUCAAAAUGGCAAAUAGAGAUACACAACGAGUGAUAUUUAUGGGGGAGACGUUUCAGUAGCUGUUACCUCUUUAACUGAGCUUGACUGCAGCCAGGGGGAAAAAGGGAAACUUCAUUUCGAUGAAACUGAUACAUUAGUUAUUUUUUCAAUGCCUGGUCUUAAUUGAAUCCAUGUCUUGGUUCUUAAAUCCAUGGAGUUUAUUGAAUAAUUGGUGUGUGCAGUGUUGUGACAUAUGAUCCUUGUUGUAAACUUGGUGUCUGAUUUAAUAAGCUUUUGCACUAGUGCAGUGUUUUUAAAAAAAAAUCACAAAAAGCUGUUAAUGUUGACAAUCAAUAACCAAAUUCUAGUUCUGAUUCAGGUUAUAUUGUUUUAUUUUCAGAAAAAAAAACUUGCAGAGACUAACAUCGUCUAUACAGCCCAUAGCAUGAUUGUUCAAGUGUAUGGUUACCAGAUACUGAAUUACAACUUCUGCAAUGAGAUGUGUAAUCUUCGUAAUUGUAUUUAAAUUAUACUUCUGUAUUAAAAUGCAUAAUUUACCAGUGCUUACCUCAUUGAAUUGAUACCACUGGUAAAUAAAUAAACAUUAAAAAGGUGUCAUUCUAAUGCUCUUUAAAAA